Molecule: messenger RNA, 687 nt
Organism: Rangifer tarandus platyrhynchus (Svalbard reindeer)
Lineage: Eukaryota; Metazoa; Chordata; Mammalia; Artiodactyla; Cervidae
Source: the annotation of a GenBank genome assembly
AUGAACCACUGCUUUCUUAUCCAUUCAUCUGCCGAAGGACAUCUAGGUUGCUUCCAUGUCCUAGCUAUUGUAAACAGUGCUUCGAUGGACAUUGGGGUGCACGUGUUUCUUUCAAUUCUGGUUUCCUCAGUGUAUAUGCCCAGUAGUGGGAUUGCUAGGUUGUAUGGCAGUUCUAUUUCCACUUUUUUAAGGAAUCUCCACACCGUUCUCCAUAGUGGCUGUACUAGUUUUCAUUCGCACCAACAGUGUAAGAAGGUUCCCUUUUCUUCACACCCUCUCCAACAUUUAUUGUUUGUAGACUUUUUGAUAGCAGCCAUUUUGACCAGUGUGAGAUGGUUCUUCAUUAUGGUUUUGGUGUGCAUUUUUCUGAUAAUGAGUGAUAUUGAGCAUCUUUUCCUGUGUUUCUUAGCCAUCUGUAUGUCUUUGGAGAAAUGUGUGUUUAGUUCUUUGGCCCAUUUUUUCAUUGAAUCUUUUAUCUUUCUGGAAUUGAGCUGCAGGAGUUGCUUCUAUAUUUCUGAGUUUAAUUCUUUAUCAGUUGCUUCGUUUGUUAUUAUUUUCUCCCAUUCUGAAGGCUGUCUUUUCACCUUGCAUAUAGUUUCCUUUGUUGUGCAAAAGCUUUUAAGUUUAAUUAGGUCCCAACUGUUUAUUUUUGCUUUUAUUUCCAAUAUUCUUGGAGGUGAGUCAUAG